GACUGCGACGCAUACUUUCAACAAGGAAAUCAACGAUACGACGGCAGAAACAGAGGAAUUAAAGCAGCGCAUCGUGUAGUACGCGCACAUUUGUUUGUUUACAUUUUAUACAUAGAAUAUAAAUAUUUAGUAACAAAUAGGUGUAUAUAAAAUAAAUACAACAUUGUUUCAUUUGUGAAAAUUGUUGGCGUCAGUACACUUACUUUGGGGAAAUGUGCAUCUAAGCAAUUGAUUUUUACAUAAUUACCAAAGGACGUCGCUUAACGCUGCACUUUUAAUUGUUUUGUUUUGUGCGUGAUUUUUUUGUGGUGUAUCUACAUAUGCUAAACUUAUAAAAUAUAUGCUGAUACUGUUGCUGAACAAGUUCCUUUGGACGUGACGAUAUUGCUGCAUUGUGAAGAGCUUUUUGUUGUUGUAGCGGCAGAAUUCUGCCGAGUUGACAGUCCUUGGUCGGAUAAAAAUCCAGGUCCGUUCCGGUUACGUAGACCCGACUGUGGUGGGAACGGUUGUGAAGAGCUUUGAAGUGCUUCAUUAAAAAGGGCGACAUAGCGAAUGUGAAGAUGGAGCUCAACACAGAUGCACAUAAAGGUGUGCCAAAGCCGUUAGAAGGCAUUUCUUUUGGUGACAGUGCCGAGGGUAUUCAGAUAAAUGAAAAUCAUGGCAAUAAAGGAUCGUAUAUAACAAGGGCUAAGAUGAAUCCUGCUAAAAGUGAUAACGAAAAGCGAAGACGGAAAGAUACAAUGCGAAAGAUAUCAACUAUUUUCAAAAAAUGCGAUUCAUUGUUGACGUCAGAAGAGCGCCAGUUAUGUGAAAAAUAUCCGGAUAUUGUAAAACAAAUAAAAAAACGAAAGGAGCGAGUUGAAAUUUACAAGGACCGCAUUGUUGAAAAAGAAGAUGAACCGCAUGUCAUAGAGGCAAAGGUAGAAGACUUGGCGGCGAUAAUAGCACAGUCCAAACAUUUAAUUUGCUAUACAGGUGCAGGCAUUAGUACAUCUGCUUUAAUACCAGAUUACCGUGGCAGUAAGGGUAUUUGGACUUUAUUACAAAAAGGUGAAGAUAUCGGGGAGCAUGAUUUGUCAGCAGCAAAUCCAACUUACACUCAUAUGGCACUCUACGAGUUGCAUCGACGACGACUUUUACGUUAUGUUGUUUCGCAAAAUUGCGAUGGAUUACAUUUGCGUUCGGGCUUACCGCGAGCAUCUCUGUCGGAAAUACACGGCAACAUGUAUAUGGAGGUGUGCAAACAUUGCAAACCUGGUCCUGCAGUAUAUUGGAGACUGUUUGACACCACUGAGAUGACAGCACGGUAUUGCCAUAAAACAAAUCGACUUUGCCAUUGCUGUUCAGAGCCACUUUACGAUACAAUUGUACAUUUUGGUGAGCGUGGGAAUCUUAAAUGGCCCUUAAAUUGGGCUGGUGCUUGCCAUCAUGCAGAAAAAGCUGAUGUUAUUUUAUGUUUAGGAUCUAGUUUAAAAGUGUUAAAAAAAUAUACAUGGCUGUGGCAAAUGGACCGUCCAGCAAAGCAACGGGCAAAAAUAUGCAUCAUCAACUUGCAGUGGACACCAAAGGACAGUAUUGCAACAAUAAAAAUAAAUGGUAAAUGUGAUCGGGUUAUGGAAAUUUUAAUGCGCGCACUCAACAUAACUGUUCCCGUAUACACAAAGGAGAAGGAUCCGAUCUUUGCCCACGCAUCCCUACUUAUGCCAGAGGAGCUGCACACGCUGACACAGCCUUUGCUAAAAGGCGGUGGCGAAGUUUUGGACAAAGAUACUGAGACCGCCGAAGAUGAACCUGAAACAUGCACCAGUGCAACCGAAGAAACUUUGGACUCAAUAAUGUCGGGGGACAGUGGGGCGGAUAUGCCGAUAGGCAAAGGGCCGCGCAUACGAACCCCCCUUAAGAGUAGUACCCGUAUAAAAACGAAUUUGAAGCUGAAAUACAAAAUUCCACGUAUAGAAGUCGAAAGUGGUACCCAAAGUUGUGAUGAUGAUGGCAAGAGUGAAAGAAGCGAUAAAAGUUCUAUAGAAGCAACAAAAAAUAGUGAUCAAACGAUAUACCAGGAUACAAUAAAUGGAAAACAAAAUACUCAAAAAGAAGCGAACGUUAAUUUGAACGAAGAUGUUUGUUCAUUUGAAAUUGAUUUCUCAAAGUCGUCUGAAAUAAUGGAUAUAGUAGACAAUCAACUAAAUUUACAGUUAGAUGAAAAAAACAAUAGUAAAAGUAUCAAGAAAGAGGUAAUAAACGGACAUUCUUCUAAAAAAGAGAAGUGCGACAGCGAAAUUAUAAAACCGUUGGGCCAUAAUGAACUGGAUUUCACUAUACCCUUAGAUGUGGACAUGAAACAAGAGCACGAAAUUAAAGUGGAAUUUGAAUCGGACUUUUUAGUUACUAAACCAACAGCUGAGAAUGUUCUAAAUUCAGAGAUAAAGAUAGAGGAUGAUACAAGUGUAACCAACAAGAAGUUCACCUUGAACACAAACAACAACAAAGUUGCCUUAAAAAAGAUGUGCUCCCUUAAAACCGAAGUCGAUGAAGGGAAAGUAGAUACUAAAAUAGAAAUUAAAACAGAAAUUCCUUUUGAAAUGCCUGCUUUAGUACCCAUUAGGCAGAAUAAGUCGUUUAAUGUCGUUAAACCUGAGUUAACCCAGGUUUUGAGCACCAUGGUCAACGUAAUUAAUUCUGAUGAUGAUGAGUCCAGUUGUGAAAACGUUGUCGCCCAAAUGGACAUACUAAAAUUAGCAAAGCAGGAGGUUCUCGAGGGUGCUGGUACACAACCUUACUGGCUGUUACGCAAAUUACCUUGUUGGUAUGACGUCAAGUAUGCAUAUUCAGGUCUGCAUAGUAUUGUUUAUCCGCCGCCAGCUGAUAUGAAUAUGUGGAACUAUCAAGUAAUACCCAUAUUUGCCAUGAAUCGAUCUGCGGCUGCGUGUGAUUUUUGCUUUGAUAACUAUGCCGAAUUCGAGUGUCAGUUUUAUCGAAAAUGGCAUCUUAAUGAACGUAAACAUAAAAAACGAGCACGCAAUGGGCGUUUCGUGGUGUGUGAGUGCUGUUCAUAUUCAGAUGAAGACGACGAUGACUACGAUGAAAAUAUUUCAUUGGCACAUAUAGCAGCGGCUGAGGCGGCCAAACGUCAAUUGCAGCUGAGCAAUACUUUCCCCCGCAAAUUGGCGCGCACACAAGCAGGCUGGUAUGGCAAAGGGUAUCGUAAAGCACGACGUCGAAAAUAAAGUUGAAAACGGCGAUAGUUUACAUAAACUUUAUGAGUAUUUCAUAUAAUUUAGGUAGACAUAAGAAUAUUUAAGUUUUGCGGCUCAGUGUGUAAUUUGUAGUUUGAAUAUAGUGUACACAUAUAAGCACAAGUAAUUUUGUUACGUCUUCCGUGACUGUCUGUUGAUUAGAAUAUAAUCUAAAAACAUAUUUUAUAACUAAAUGAAUAAGUUUUAAUGUACUGAAAUUUUUACCAGACGAGAUUUAUAAUACUUAGCUGAGUCUCAAACGAUCGCCCACACAUAAAAUAUAAUUAUUUAUAUAUGUCUCAUACAUAUGUAAAUUUUUUUUUGCUACAUACAAAUAAUAUUGACAUCUUUAUGGCAGCUUGCUAUAGCUUAAGAUAUAUAAAUGUAAAAAGUAAAAUAUGAUAAGAAAAAUAAACGCCUAUAUAUGAGUGUCAGCAAAGCUUAUGUAUUAUGUAUUUGAUUUAUUUAUUUGCAAUGUCGUUUAAUAUGAGCAAACUCUAGAUGAUCUUUUCUACUCACGUUAACUUCUAAAUAGUUAACUAUGUGCGCCACCGUGUCAAUUCUGCCUUUCUGAAACUGAAACUUCAAUAACUAUCAGACGAGUAUUUAAUAACUUGUAGGUCUUAGAUGUUUUCAUGAUUCGAUAUUUUUAUUUUUAUUUUUAUAAGCUUUCUAAAGGAUAAUGUAAACGAAUUUUUUUAUUAUAUAUUUUCUGUUUUUUAGGUAACUUAAUAUGUACUGAUAUAUUUAUAUAUUAUUUAAAUGUAUUUAAAUUUCAAAGUAAUUUAUGUUCAUUAUACCAACGUAAUUCUAUUAUUCUUUUCACACGUAUGUGCAACAAAAUGUGUUCGCGUUUGUGAGAUUUAGUACAAUUAUUGCUGAUAAAAAGUUGAUUUCUUCAAAUAUACUCAUGAAUCGACAAGUGUGCUCUCGUGUACAGCCUUUCCUUUUCAACGCUCAAUUCACAUUGCAAUUAAUGAUAUAAGUAAAAGACGAAUAAAAAUAUCUGGCUAAAUUCUAGUUUUAUAAAA
Messenger RNA from Bactrocera oleae (olive fruit fly), 4267 nucleotides. It is a transcript of the gene Sirt7, whose product is annotated as sirtuin 7. Gene Ontology annotation, molecular function: NAD+ binding; histone H3K18 deacetylase activity, NAD-dependent. Gene Ontology annotation, cellular component: nucleus; chromatin. Lineage: Eukaryota; Metazoa; Arthropoda; Insecta; Diptera; Tephritidae. The record is from RefSeq and is a predicted model, not a curated record.